Messenger RNA from Gongylonema pulchrum, 420 nucleotides. NCBI's taxonomy places the organism in Eukaryota, Metazoa, Nematoda, Chromadorea, Rhabditida, Gongylonematidae. The record is from the annotation of a GenBank genome assembly.
AUGUUUCGGAUCGAUCCAUAUUUGUUAGAUGUAAGUUGGGGCAUAAGGGCAUGUGCCGUGGAUACCUGCGAAAAAGGCGAUCAAAAUGGUGGCGCAAUAGCGGUGAUUGCUUCGAACACUGCCAAUGAUGCUGGAACAUAUUACGUACAUCAUAAUGCAACUUCAACAGGGAAUAAAAACGAAACUUGCAGUCACGAAUCUACCGUUGAUGGUGUUAUUGUGUCCAGUUAUCAACCAAACAGCCAAGCAUUGUUAAUAAAUUCACAACAAAUCUCACAUGAUUAUGUGGUACCAUCGUCAUCAUCAUCAUCAACAUCUUCGUUACCAUUAUCGCAUGUUGGAUUGCCUAAUGGAGGAGCAUCGAGCAACUGCAGUAGGAAUGUUGUUUCAGCAUCUGCUACAGGUAUGUGUGUUUUUUAA